AUGUUCGAUCAGGAUCUGUUACCGGUGGAUUCCCCAUUUCCAGGGAACCGAAACCAUUGGAUGAGGUGGUCUUCGCGCUAUUCAUUCACCACUUAUGAUGGUAAGACAUUCCCCGAAAUAGCGAGGUUGGUCAACAAGCCAUCUCCUAUACUCUAUAUCUCAUAA
Puccinia triticina is the source of this 165-nucleotide messenger RNA. RefSeq lists its product as uncharacterized. The transcript is spliced from 2 exons. Lineage: Eukaryota; Fungi; Basidiomycota; Pucciniomycetes; Pucciniales; Pucciniaceae. Bases 1 to 165 code for a protein of 54 amino acids. The record is from RefSeq and is a predicted model, not a curated record.